GAAGUGGUUGAUCCAAGUCUUUAUGAGACACAGGGCCUUGUCAGCACAUACAUUCCUCUCCGAAGACACAAGGACGCCCAUGCGGAGAUUCGAGGGACUCUCCGCGCGCAGCGUGACUGGGCCAGACACGUCUCCCCGGUGAAAGGAUACAACGGUAAUCUUGGGGACCGGUUCAGCUUCAUGGAGGUCACUGUCCCAGAAUGCCUUCCUGAAAGGCUCGAGACCAUCUCUUACGCGAACGAAUUCGCUUUUCUUUACGAUGAUGAGAUGGAAAAACUCGAUCUCAAGCAGCUCCCUAGCGGGGGUCGCGGUAGUGUCCUUGACACGUUCGGAGCUGGCUCUUCGGAACACCCUGUCGACCAGACCGUCCGUCCAGAGAAGCGCUUACAGGCUCAAAUCUUUGCCGAGAUGCUCGCCAUCGACCCGCCUAGGGCGAAAACAUCGAUCAUGGCUUGGAAGAAGUUUGUGCAGCUAGCUUCCAAGACGAGGAUGAAGCCGUUCGAGACGGUACGGGAGUAUAUUCCGGCUCGUGUUAUUGACGCCGGAGAGUUGAUUUGGUUCGGCACGCUGACGUUCGGCAUGGGACUGACAAUCCCGGAGAACGAGUACCAUCUCUGCAUGGAACUGGCUCGGCCGGGAUACGCUGCGCUCGGCCUGACGAACGACCUGUAUUCUUGGGAGAAAGAACGACAAGACGCUGAGCGCCAGGGACAGGAUUACGUCUUCAACAUCAUCUGGGUGAUCAUGAAGGAACAAUCAGUCGGGGAGAUUGAGGCCAAGGCAAUCUGCGCCGAACUGGUUAGAGGGUACAUUGACCAGUACCGUGGAAUCGUGGAAGAAACCAGGAAGAACACGAGUCUUUCCAAGGAUACUAGGACUUACAUUGAAGCGGUCCUGCUCAGCAUCAUAGGCAACCUGGUCUGGAGCGUCUACUGCCCGCGGUACCGGGAGGGAUCUUACCAGUAGGU
Molecule: messenger RNA, 968 nt
Organism: Canariomyces notabilis
Lineage: Eukaryota; Fungi; Ascomycota; Sordariomycetes; Sordariales; Chaetomiaceae
Product: terpenoid synthase
Exons: 3
Coding region: 181-966 (261 amino acids)
Source: RefSeq, a predicted model, not a curated record